Messenger RNA from Schistosoma curassoni, 2595 nucleotides. The record is from the annotation of a GenBank genome assembly. Lineage: Eukaryota; Metazoa; Platyhelminthes; Trematoda; Strigeidida; Schistosomatidae.
AAUGACCCAACUGCAGUAUGAUUUGGCUAGGGCUCAGUGGAAUUUCACUGGCCUUACAAUAUGAUUUACACUAGCUUGUCGAAAAGAUACCUGCCCCUAAUAAUUGUUUAAUCACAUUCAAAAUCUGAUCGAUUUAACCACGUUUCCAUUAUUAUUUAUUCUGCAACUUGAUUGCUUGAAAAUGUUUUAUCUCACUCUAUUCCACUCUUGUCAUCUGGUUAUUCCGAUCGAAGAUAAGUUUGAAAAUGGGCUCAGAAAAUUGUUUGUCUAUUCUACUUUUUGUUUGUGUAGUUAAUGUAACUAAUAUGUCAGAUGAGUGCAAAAAAAACGUCUUUCAUGAAGAUUUAUUUGGAAGUGCUUUUGUAGACCAGAAUGAAUCUGCAGGAAGUGAUUCUGAUGGCAUCAGCGAUAGCGUUGUGGGGAAUGUGAGUAAAUUACUAGUUAUACCUAAUGGAUACACUGGAAAAUUACGAAAAGGCCAUCUAAUCUUCGACGCAUGUUUUGAAAGUGGAAAUCUUGGAAAGGUUGUGUACGUCAGUGAAUACGAGUAUGAUUUAUUUAUACGUCCGGAUACAUGUAAUGAACGAUUCAGAGUAUGGUUUAAUUUCACAGUGGAAAACACUAAAUAUGAACAGCAACAAAGACGUCUAGAUCUUAUAACAAUUACUCAUCCUAGUAAUCUCAAUAAAACGGCUGACAAGAAACGUGUGAUAUUUGUGACCGCUCGUGUUCAUCCUGGUGAAACACCAUCAUCUUAUGUUUGCCAAGGAUUUAUUGAUUUCAUGGUUAGUAAUCAUUCGAUAGCUCAACAAUUACGUGAACAUUUAAUUUUUAAAAUUGUUCCAAUGUUAAAUCCAGAUGGUGUUUAUUUGGGAAAUUAUAGAUCAUCUUUAAUGGGAUUCGAUUUAAAUAGACAAUGGCAGUCUCCAUCCUUAUGGGCACAUCCUACUAUUUAUGCUACAAAACAAUUGUUAAUGAAUUUGGACAAUAAUCCAUUCAUCGAUGUGAAUUUCUUCAUUGAUAUACAUGCACACUCUACACUAAUGAAUGGAUUUAUGUAUGGAAAUAUAUAUGAGGAUGAAAAACGAGCAGAAAGGCAAGCUAGAUUUCCAAGUUUGUUAAGUCAGUUUGCUGAAGACUUUAGUUUACCACAGACAAAUUUCAAUAAAGAUACUUUAAAAGCUGGAACUGGUCGACGCACAUUGGGUGGUAUUCUGGACGAUCACACUAUUUGUUAUACAUUAGAAGUUUCAUUUUACAGUUACACAGAUAUGUUAACCAAUGAAAUGAUUCCGUAUACUGAAGAAAAGUAUGCUCGACUAGGCAGAAAUUUAGCUAGAACAUUUUAUGAAUAUUAUUCAAAUGAAGGUACUUUAUGUAACAUGUCGUCGUCAUCUAGAGUUGAUUCAAUUCAUUCACCUGGUAAUAUUUCGAUAUCAAGCUAUUCCUUACAUAAUAAUCAUAAUUUAUCAAAUGUAAAUUUAGAGGAUGACCACAGUCAACAUCAUCACAGUAAUGAUGUAAAGAAUUAUGGAAUAAAUAAAGAAUCAAUCGUCCAACCCACGUCAUCUAAAGACUGUUUAGAAGAUAGACUAAAAUAUAAUUAUGAUCAGUUAAAAAGAUUAAAUCAGACAUUGAAUUCCUUAAGCUGUUGUACAAUAUCAGAUUCAUUCUCAGCAAAUGCACAUUCAUUGAGAUCAACAUCAAAAGAUAAGAGCUGAACAAUAACCUAAUAAAUUGUCUAUGAUGGGGAAAUGUAACAUAAUAAGUACACAGCGAUGCCGAAAAUUACUUCUUCACUUCAGAAUUAAAAAUAGAUCAAAUGUUUAACCAAUAUUUUUCGCACUACUGGUUUAUAAUGUAUUUGGUUUUUUUGUACAUGUGUUUUAUUCUUUCCUUUCAUUUCUCUUUUUCUAGUAAAAUAACGAUAAUAAAUAAUAAGAAUGAAUAUUUUGCUGUACACUUCACUGUACUAUAGUCUAUCUACUGAAUUGUAAAUAAGCUGAUUGAACAACUGUGCUGUUAAUAGAUCUAUUUUAAAAAAUGUACAGUUUAAUUUAAUGCUGAUUUAAGGUUCAUAUAAAUGCCUGUGUUGUUGUAGAGUUCUUUGAGAUAAACGGUUUAUCUAUUGAGUUUUCAUUGUUAUUCUUGAUAAUAUGAUUGACGCCUACUUUAUAAAGAAGUGAGCAUUUUUAGUUAUUCACUAUGUAUUGAAUUAGAUCGUUCUAAUAGUCUUGUUUGUAUUCCUAGGGUUUGUUGACUUCGUUUGUCCUUAUAUUUUUAUUGACUGUCCUGUUCCGUUGAUCUCAGACGCGCUUGUGUAACAAUUGAAGCAAAGCUUUAUAAACAGCAGUUUUAGUGUCACAGAUCUGGAAGUUCUUUACGUAAGAAAGUUAUUGUGAUCAUAACAAUAGCCUUAAGUUAUUCCCUAAAUAAUCGUCUUCCACACAAAAAAAUAUUAAUGAUCUAACUUCAGCAGAACAUUUAUUAUAAUAGCUACAUCUCUCAUUACAGGGACAUAAAGUAUUCUGUCCCAAAUAUGUUCGCUAUCCUACUGUUUAAAAUGUAACGUGUGAAAUAUAUUUUUUAUCAAUC